AUGGAUCCGAUGGAUAUAGUUGGAAAAUCUAAGGAAGAUGCUUCGCUUCCAAAAGCUACAAUGACAAAAAUUAUAAAGGAGAUGUUACCAGCAGAUGUUCGUGUUGCUAGAGAUGCUCAAGAUCUUCUCAUCGAGUGUUGUGUUGAGUUUAUAAAUCUUAUAUCGUCAGAGUCUAAUGAAGUGUGUAACAAGGAGGAUAAACGAACAAUCGCACCUGAGCAUGUACUCAAAGCACUUCAGGUUCUUGGCUUUGGGGAAUACGUUGAAGAAGUCUAUGCUGCUUAUGAGCAACAUAAAUAUGAAACCAUGCAAGAUUCACAGAGGAGUGUGAAGAUGAACACGGGAGCAGAGAUGACGGAAGAGGAAGCAGCAGCUGAACAACAGAGAAUGUUUGCAGAAGCUCGAGCUAGAAUGAAUGGUGGUGGUGGUGGUGGUGUUUCUGUUCCUCAACCAGAUCAGCAACUUGAUACCCAACAGCCAAAUCUACAAAGCUAAUCAAGAAGCGGGGGAAUAUUUUUCUUUUUAACAUUAUUUUUUUUAGUAGCAUUUCUCUGUAAAGAAGCAAAAAAAAAUUGUGGUCUUGGUUGGUGUUGUUGAUAAGCUCUUUACAUUUUAGCUUAGAUUUGUGUUUUUUUUUUUAUCUUUUGAAUCUAAAAUCGCUUGGGUGAUUCAGAUGUAAUUAGUAAGGUUGUCUUGUUUCUUUUGCAACUGUCUUUUUCAGAUUCCAGCUCCUUAUUCUAUAUGAUCAAGGCCGGAUUUGUCUAAAU
Eruca vesicaria subsp. sativa (arugula) is the source of this 767-nucleotide messenger RNA. NCBI's taxonomy places the organism in Eukaryota, Viridiplantae, Streptophyta, Magnoliopsida, Brassicales, Brassicaceae. The record is from the annotation of a GenBank genome assembly.